AAACACAUUGUAACUGACGUAUAGUGGUGAUCAGACGAAUGAAAGGGUGCUUGUAAUAACAGUGGGUUUAAUUGGAGAAAGCUAAAACAAUUACUACUCAUAUUAUUUGAUUAAUAAAUUUUUACUAUAUUGGAAGUAAUAACAGCAGUGUGUAAAUUUUUCAUUGAGUUAACGAUGCCUUAUCUGUUGGAAAAUCAAGGAACGCCAAUUGAGGUGCAUUUGGUGGGAGAGCGUGGUUCAGGUGCUCAGUGUAAACAAGUUCAAGACUUCCACAAACUCCAUGAACAGUGCGUUCAAAAUGGAACCUUAUUUGAAGAUCCAGAUUUUCCUGCUUGUGAUUCUUCGGUCUUCUUCAGUUGUACUCCGUCUAGAUCUUUUAAAUGGAAACGACCUCACGAACUAACUAAGAAGCCGAAACUCUUCCAUGAGGGCGCCACUAGGUUUGAUGUCGUUCAAGGUGAACUAGGGGACUGCUGGCUACUGGCUGCAAUGGCCAAUUUAACUCUCAAUCAAGCCUUGUUCUAUCGGGUCGUUCCUGAUGACCAGGGGUUCGAGAAUGACUAUGCUGGAAUUUUCCACUUCAGAUUCUGGCAGUAUGGUCGCUGGAUUGAUGUGGUUGUAGAUGAUCGCCUACCAACUUUUAAUGACACUCUGGUGUUCAUGCACUCUAAAGAUAAAAAUGAAUUUUGGAGUGCUCUUCUGGAAAAAGCUUACGCCAAAUUACACGGAUCUUACGAAGCACUCAAGGGAGGAACUACCUGCGAAGCUAUGGAGGAUUUUACUGGAGGCGUGACAGAAUUUUACGAGAUUAAGAAAGCUCCAGAUAACCUGUUUAAAAUCAUGCUAAAGGCCUACGAAAGAUGGUCUUUGAUGGGAUGCGCUGUAGAGCCAGACGUUAAUAUUACAGAGAUGGAACAAGAUAAUGGACUGAUUAAAGGACAUGCGUAUAGCAUCACUGCUGUCCGAAUGGUUGAAGUUGACACUCCAAGAGUAACCGGAAAGAUACCCCUGAUUAGGGUUCGCAAUCCUUGGGGUAAUGAGUGUGAAUGGAAAGGAGCUUGGAGUGACAGAUCUCCUGAGUGGACUUUGGUAAAUGAAAACGAAAGAAAAGAGUUAGGACUGACAUUUGACCAUGACGGAGAAUUUUGGAUAUCCUUCAGAGACUUCGUUUUGAACUUCACCAGACUAGAGAUCUGUAAUCUAAACCCAGAUUCCCUAGAUGAUGAGCCUCUCACUCAAGUGUCAAAGAAAAAAUGGGACACUCACGUUUUUGAAAGUAGCUGGGUUCCAGGAUGCACUGCGGGAGGUUGUAGAAACUAUCUGGACACAUUUUGGAUGAAUCCUCAGUACAGAGUGACACUGGAAGAUGUUGAUGAUGAUGACGAUGAUGAACUUUGUACUAUGAUAGUGGCUUUAAUGCAGAAACAUCACAGAUCAAAACGAAAAACGCGGCAGGGUUGUUUAACGAUUGGCUAUGCUAUUUAUAGUCUGAAUGACCCAGACAACCUACCUAAACCACUGCCGAAAGACUUCUUCAAAUAUACUGCUUCAAAAGCUAAGUCUCCUUCCUUUAUAAAUUUACGUGAAGUAAAUUGUAGAUUUAAACUUCCCCCUGGCUCUUACUGUAUCAUCCCAUCUACUUUUGAUCCUGGGGAAAGAGGAGAGUUUGUCUUGCGGGUGUUCACAGAGAAAGAAAACAAAAUGAGUGAAUAUGAUGAAGAUGUUGGUCUUAAAACUCCCGAUGAAGAGGUGCAAGUUGAACAGAAUGAAGUAGAAGAAAACAAGGACCAACAAAUAAAAAAUGUCUUUGCUAGCAUAUCAGGUCAAGAUUUAGAAGUUGACUGUUAUGAACUUCAAGAAGUACUAAACAUUGGUUUAAAGCAAGAGUUUCACAUUGAUGAGCUUUCGCUGGACGUUUGUCGUAGCAUGAUUGCCAUGAUGGAUGAAGAUCGAUCAGGAAAACUCAAAAUGGAAGAAUUUCUUAAGCUCUGGGUUGACAUCAGGAUGUGGAAGAAUGCGUUCAAAGUCUAUGAUAAAGAUGAAUCAGGAUUUCUCAGUACGUUGGAGCUCAGAAUGGCUUUGAAUUCAGCAGGAUAUCGUGUUAACAGCAACAUUUUACGGACCUUGGUCUUAAGAUAUGGGAAGAAGGAGCAGAUGAAUUUUGAAGACUUCCUCAUGUGCACAGUGAAAUUAAAGAGCAUGAUAGAAUCUUUUCUUGAACGAGAUCCAAAACGCAUAGGGUGUGCUAAGUUUACUUUAGAAGAGUGGGUGGAAAAGACGAUGUACAGUUAACAUCACAAUUCAACCAAACUACCACAGGUCUAAUGGUGGUUGUAGACAACUUGUGUCUAAUUUAUACUUUCUGGCACCUCGUUAACUAUUCUUUAAGUAAAGAGUAAUUCAGAUGUUAUGCGAUUUCUAAAAAUAAUUUUUGAAGUAUUUUCACAGAUUUUAAUCUUCCACGUUUUUCGUGAGAAUUCUAUAACCUUAUGGUGAUCAUGAUAUCUUAUGUACAUAAUUUCUUCCCCUUUUACAGAAAAUGUUUAUAUUCAUAGCAGUGAGUAUGUCUCUUGUACGUGUAUAGUUACUUGGAUUAAUAACUUGUCCUCAGAUUAAUUAUAAAUAAGCUAGCUCCUCCAAAAAGUUAAUUUCUUAAAUUUUAAGUUCUAGAAGAAAUACAUGUGAUUAUAUGCAUGAAAAUGUUUAAUUUUGUUCAAAAUCAAAUCUUACUCUUGAAAAUAGUUUGCAUACGUUUAAAUUCAGACAUCUGCUGGUAACUAUCGUUAAAUGUCGUCACAUGGAGAUUCUAGUUUACACCACUUGACUUUUCGCCGAAGACACAAUUAAAAUGUUGGACAGCUAAUCUGAUUAUGACAAACACAUUAGCGAUUAAGAUGAAAAUUCACAGCUUGUUUCCUGGAUAAUCUUAAUUCAACGUAGCAUUUAAAAUCAUCCCAACUACUAGACAAUAUAUUUUUGAGUGGUGAUGAGUCGAGCUUUAUCAUUUCCAAAAUUUGCAAGGAACAUCAAUAUACGUACAUGUAAAUAAAUAAUAAAUUUGAAAUUAAAUAAUUCUAUGUCAAAAUAUUGAAUUUAAACACUCAUUAACAGACUAACUUUUAACGACUAUAAAAUAUACGUUAACUUCACAUAACUAAAUCAAUCUUACUCUAUCUUAAAAAAUGUUACCUUAUCAUUUGAAAUAAAUUCACUUAAUAGAUUUAGAAUGUUGUUUUACAACAUACCGAAAAUUAUAGAUAGAAUAGUUAAUAAUCAAUAUGUGGUAUUUUACCUUAAAACCUUUAUAUGUUGUGUUUUCUAAACGUUUUUUGCAAUUAAUGAAAACAUAUUACAUACAAUAGCUCAUAACUUAGAAAAAAAAGAGUAAUAACUGUGUUCAUUUUAGCAAAAAGUUACACAAUAGAGAAUCGAACCCUGGAUUACAGUUUUGUAAGUCUGCGAACUGGGGGAAAAAUAAGAUAAUGAAAAUGAAAGUAUAUUAAAAAACCAAAACUAGUAAUUAGAAGCUUUCUAGCUGUUCAGUACAGUUUGUUAGAAGUUUUGUAUUUCAUGUUCAGGUUGAUAAAUUUUGUCAUAUAUAUAUACAUUUGUAUUUUCAGAACUUGUGAUUUAUGUAAUAGGCCUACAGGGAAUCGAACUUGCUUGCUGUGGCAAUAGAUCAAUACUGUAUCAAUUACUGUGAUUGUAAUCUUGCAUUUUAUCCAAACUUAAGAUUCCAUGAGCCUUAUUUAUAGUAACAGAAUAAAUACAUGAUGAAAAGUCAAAUAUAAAUUCAGCCUACAAAAAAUAACACUGAUCUUCUUAAACAUUAAUGUGUAGGUUUUGAAGAAAUAGAUAUGUUUGACAAUUACUUUAAUUUAAAAGCAUUAUACUCAAAAUUUUAAAGUAAACUUUGAUGCAUUCAUGCAACCUAUCAAAAUGCUACAUUUAAGAUAAAUCACAGAGGUAAAAUAAAAUGGACAAAACUAAACAUAAAAAACAAAACUCACAUUAAUCAGACUAUCUUUCAACAUAACAUUAAAUAAAGUACAUAGUCAUCAGGAGACAGACAAUACAUUGCAUAAAUCCUCCAAAAACAAAACCAGAAUCAACAGUAAGCAUAAAGUAAACUUACAAUUUUCAAAUAAAAACUGAUUUUUCCUCCUUUUUUUAUAUAUUAAUAAAAUCUAGUUUCACAUACCAACUGUUUAAGUAAUUUAUAAAAUCAUUUAGGAAUGUUUUAGAGAAUGAUGCUAACAACACUUGAUAAAAGAACCAAAGAGAAAAAAAUACUACUGCUUUUGAAUUAUAAUAAAAAGAAAUUCAUAUGUGAUAAAGAGUACUCUGGAUAAAUCAGAGAGUAUGGUAAAUAAAUACAGCUGUGUUUUGUUCUUCUUACUUGUUUAUAAAACCAUUUCUAAUUAGCUAUUUGUGAGUAUUUUUAUAUUUGUAUUUUGGAUUAGAAAGAUUAUAUUGUUGAA
Molecule: messenger RNA, 4481 nt
Organism: Limulus polyphemus (Atlantic horseshoe crab)
Lineage: Eukaryota; Metazoa; Arthropoda; Merostomata; Xiphosura; Limulidae
Product: calpain-B-like
Exons: 19
Coding region: 175-2292 (705 amino acids)
Biological process (GO): proteolysis
Cellular component (GO): cytoplasm
Molecular function (GO): calcium ion binding; calcium-dependent cysteine-type endopeptidase activity
Source: RefSeq, a predicted model, not a curated record